This is a messenger RNA of Fonsecaea multimorphosa CBS 102226, 1269 nucleotides long. RefSeq lists its product as uncharacterized. Bases 1 to 1269 code for a protein of 422 amino acids. The record is from RefSeq and is a predicted model, not a curated record. The transcript has 2 exons. Lineage: Eukaryota; Fungi; Ascomycota; Eurotiomycetes; Chaetothyriales; Herpotrichiellaceae.
AUGCUCCUCGCAGCGCCCACGCGGCUGAACUUCAUCGUCGUCGGACUCGUCAUUACCACCUUUAUCCUCUUCUAUAGUUCCUUUCGUUCCCCUCGCCCCGAAGAGCAAGAUGUCCUCGAUUUUUCAGACGCGGACGCAGACACAGCCCGCACCAUCCUCGAGUCUUCCCCAGAGCAUCCCCCUGCCCGAACCACCCAUGCCACCGAGACCACCCACCAAUUUCUAUCAGACGACAUUACCUCUCGAGUGCAGAACCAGACGUUGGGCUUUCAAGAGAUAUACAUGAUUUCAUUGCCCGACAGGUCGGACAAGCAGGAUGCGUUUGCAAUGCAAGCAGCCUUCUCCGACAUCUCUUAUAAGCAGGUGGACGGAGUGUAUGGCCAUGAUGUUCCUGUGAAGGCGCUACCUCACACUAUGGGCCAAGAGUCCAAUGUCAUUGGAUGUUGGCGCGCACAUGUGAAUGUCUACCAGAGAAUGGUGCACGAAGGGAUCUCGUCAGCGUUGAUCUUUGAAGAUGACGCUGAUUGGGAUGUCUCUCUGAAAGAGCAGCUGGUCCAGUUUGCCCAAGGCUCGAGAUUCAUAACCAAUACUUCCGACGACGCAUUUCCCCAUUCUCCUUACGGACAUGACUGGGACAUAUUGUGGAUCGGACACUGCGGCACCUGGGUCUACCCUGAAGACAGCCGUCGAUUCUUUGUCAUUCCAGAUGACCUUACCGUCCAACCCCCCGAAGCUCGUGUGGACAAUGUCGACCAGCCCGACAUGAGCCACUGGGAAAGCGGUCCUCAUGGCAACAAUCGCACACGGAUAGUUUUCCAUUCGGAAGGGGGUGUCUGUACGGCGGCCUACGCCAUCUCCCAGAAAGGCGCGCGUAAGGCUCUCUAUCAUCUUUCCAUGGUACCAUACAACAGUCCGGUUGACUGGGGCCUGGCUGGCCUUUGUAAGAACAAAGAGUACGACUUUACCUGUGUAUCACCGUGGCCGCAACUCGUUGGGGUUUCUCGACCUACGGCGAACACUGCCAAAUGGAGCGACAUCGGCUAUGGGCCGGACUCGGAGAGAGUGGUUGAGCAAGGCAGAUCCCUACAUCUGGUCUAUCCUGUGCGGCAAAACAUCCUAAACUUUCUUCAUGGAAAGACGAUAUUCAACAGCCUGUACCCCGACAUUGCACCACCGAUGAGUAUCAAGGAAAUCGGAAAGGCGGUCGGGCACACUGAAAUCCUGGAAUUUUCGGUCGGACCUUUUCAGAAGCCACCCGAAGAGGGUUGA